AUGGACAUCCUCGAACAAUCCUACGCCUUUGGCCGCUCGCCGCUGGCCGAGGAUCUUGCAACAACACCGCGCGACGCUUACAUCUUUGGCGGCCACAUUGCCCAGUCGCUCUCGCCGCGCCUGCACAACCUCAUGUUUGCGGCGCGCGGCGUGCCUUGGCAUUUUUUGCUGUGCCAGACGACGGACACCGAUCGCUUCGCCGAAAAACUACAGGACGACCGCUGCUUGGGCAAUUCCAUCACAAUGCCGAACAAGGUGGCCUUUAUCCCACGGCUGGACGAGCUGACCGACGAGGCCCGGGCCAUUGGUGCUGUCAACACGUCUUUCGUCAGGCUGGACGGCCGCGGCCGUCGCAAGUGGAUUGGUGCCAACACGGACUGCGUCGGCAUCCGUGAGGCGGUUCUGGCGCGCUUUCCGGAUGCUCCAGCAACUACACGGGGCCGCACGGCCAUGGUGCUGGGUGCUGGUGGUGCGGCGCGGAGUGCCGUCUAUGCGCUGUGGCGGUGGUUCUGUGCCUCCGAGAUUUACGUGGUCAACCGGCUCAAGUCGGAGGUCGACGAUCUCAUCACAUCGUUUGAGAAGUCGGUGCCCGGGAUACGUCUACGCUACGUGUCCUCCCUCCAUGAAAUGGCCCGCUUGGAGACGCCGCGCAUCAUUGUGGGCACAGUGCCGGACCUGCCGCCCCAGGACGAGGAUGAACUGCGCUGCCGGGCGCUGUGCAAUGCGGUGCUGAGCCGACCCGAUCAGGGUAUGCUUGUAGAUAUGUGCUACAUGCCGUCGCCGCAGACCGCCCUCUACACUACCGCAGCGGGCAAAGGCUGGCGUGUGAUUUCAGGGACAGAGGUGGUUGCGCGGGUGUGCAUUGCGCAGAAUAUUCUGUGGCUGGAGCAAGAUGUGAACGAGGCGACAGUACGACAAGUGCUGGCGGUGGUGGAGGAGACCGUCGGUGGGAAAAUGUUGCAAAAUAUGCCGGGUGCACCGGCUGCAAAUUUGUAG
This is a messenger RNA of Sporothrix brasiliensis 5110, 996 nucleotides long. Its product is annotated as Quinate dehydrogenase. The coding region runs from base 1 to 996 and encodes 331 amino acids. NCBI's taxonomy places the organism in Eukaryota, Fungi, Ascomycota, Sordariomycetes, Ophiostomatales, Ophiostomataceae. The transcript has a single exon. The record is from RefSeq and is a predicted model, not a curated record. Gene Ontology annotation, biological process: chorismate biosynthetic process; shikimate metabolic process. Gene Ontology annotation, molecular function: shikimate 3-dehydrogenase (NADP+) activity.